AUGCCUCGAGGACCAGAACUAUCACCAUCUACACGAUCGCGAAUCUGCAGCCUUCGUACCGAUGCGAAGUACUCCUACGGUAAAAUCGCAAGCCUUUUCCCUCAUAUCCCACGAAGCACAAUUGUCUCGACCUGCAAGCUUGAGGCUAUUCGUGGUAAAGAGAACGAUUCAUGCAGACGUACCGGUCGCCCAAGGAUCCUCUCUGAAGAAGAGAGAGAUUUAAUCUACGAUUAUAUUCAACAAAAACCAAGCUGCCGAUACUAUGAGCUUCUUGAUUUAGUGGAUAAUAAAAUCUGCGAGCGUACUCUACGAGACCUACUAAAAGAAUUCGGCCUACGGAAAUGGCGCAAGAUUACUCGACCUCAAUUGACUGAAAUCGACGCAGCGAAUCGUCUUGCCUGGGCCGAGAGAUAUCGCAAUUUUACGCCAGAGGAUUGGUCUCGGGUCUAUUUCUCUGAUGAAACCUCAAUUGAACGUGGUUCAGGCGCAGGUGCUGAGUGGACCUUUAUUCGGCCAAUUUAUCAAGCGCAAAUGGGUGAGGUUUAUCAGAAACCCUGCGGGAAACAGCUUCGCCAGAUGUUUUGGGCAUGUUUUAAUGGCGAUACUAGGCGAACUGGCCUAAUUCCUAUGUACGGCGAUCCCGAAUCAGCGCGUGGUGGUGUUACUGCGAACGUUGUACGAUCAACCUAUUCAACCUUCCUUCCAACAAUACUAUCAAAUCGAUCUAAUGCGAUUUUUAUGCAUGAUAACGCAUCUACACACACUGCGCAUAUAGUACGCGAUUUCCUAAGGGAUCUCGACGUAGAAGUUAUGCAAUGGCCGCCUCAUUCGCCAGAUCUAAAUCCAAUUGAGAACCUAUGGGGAUUACUAAAGCGUAAGCUGCUAGAGCUAUUUCCUGAGCUCUACGAUAUGCCUAAUAGUGAAGAAACCCGCCGCUAUCUAAUCGAAGCUGCACAAGCUACCUGGUCGCAGAUAGACCUUGAGAUCUUGCGUAAGCUUAGUAUUAGUAUGUGCAAUCGUGUGCAGGCAAUCAUCGAAUCUAAGGGGUGGUACACUACCUACUAG
Molecule: messenger RNA, 1065 nt
Organism: Penicillium subrubescens
Lineage: Eukaryota; Fungi; Ascomycota; Eurotiomycetes; Eurotiales; Aspergillaceae
Exons: 1
Coding region: 1-1065 (354 amino acids)
Biological process (GO): DNA integration; DNA transposition
Molecular function (GO): DNA binding
Source: RefSeq, a predicted model, not a curated record